Messenger RNA from Vanderwaltozyma polyspora DSM 70294, 2178 nucleotides. RefSeq lists its product as uncharacterized. The record is from RefSeq and is a predicted model, not a curated record. The transcript has a single exon. The coding region runs from base 1 to 2178 and encodes 725 amino acids. Lineage: Eukaryota; Fungi; Ascomycota; Saccharomycetes; Saccharomycetales; Saccharomycetaceae.
AUGCCUAUUUCUGAACAUGAUGAAACUUUGAGAAACGUCUAUAAACAUAUUACCAUACAUACAGAUCGGGUAGCUAUUCCUGUCCAGGAUCAACAUGCUUCAAAUAAUCAGACUCAUGAUGAUAAUGCCAAUAAAUUUAAGAGCUCGGUGUCUUUCAACACUGUUCCGGUAACUUUGGGUUACUCAUCCCUAGAUGAUGAUGAUGUAGAGUUUACUGGUGUGAAAUUUCCAUCUGAUUACUCCUAUGAAGAAUUUUAUGAUGAUGAUGAUGAUUAUAUGGAUAACUAUUCUGCUAAUUCAAAAGGUUUCCUAUCGGUACCAAGUGUUAAAUAUCGUGGUGUUUCUCCUCCCCCUAAUGCCAGAAGUACAAAACGCAAUAGUGCUUCUCUGAAUGAUAUGUUCAGAGUUGCAGAAAAUGGUAGAAUUGUAAGAAUCGAUUAUCCAAGUAGACCAAGUGUCACUAGUGAUGCUAUCGUGAUAAACAAAAUCCAAUCCGACUGGCAUGAGCUUUGGAGACAAAGGAAACACUUGAUAGAGAAAAGAGUUAUGAGGAAGGAAGAUUUCUUUAAGUCGCCACAAUAUUUAUUCUCUAAACCUGUACAAAGAAAAAUAAUAUCCGAUGAUGGUUACACACUAUUGACUAAAAAUCAACGAAGAAAAGAAGAGAUCUUAAAAUCAAAUCAAGGUUUCCCCAAUACUCCAAGAACAAUAGUCGUGCAUAUCAGUGGAAGAAGACACACCUGGGUUGCUUUAGAUUGGACAAUCACAGAAUUGUCGAAAGAUACUGAUCAUAUAGUUGUCAUCACUAAUCUUCCAUCGACUACCACUUCCCAAGACGGUUACUAUAGUGAUGGAACUCGUUAUAAUAGCAAUUCAAGGUCAAGAUCAAGGUCAAGGUCAAGAUCGAGAUCUCAAAAUUAUAGAAGCUCUUCCAUGGCACCAUCCGUAACAAAUAUAAUGUCAGAUGAAUGGAUUUCAAUAUAUAGUAGAGAAGAUGUGGAGAGAAAAAUUGAAGACAUUUUUGAAUAUAUCAUGGUAAUAUUACCUCCAAAGAGAUCAAUUAAAGUAACAAUUGAAGUCAUCUUAGGUAAGACUUCAAAGGUUCUCUUGAAUGCAACAAAUGUUUACUCUCCAGAUUUUUUUGUUUCGAGCACAUUGAAAUGGAAAAGAACUGAUAAUAUGGUAACUUGGAAGGGAAGGCGUAUUGGUGAUAUGAUAUGUACCGAACUACCAACUCCUGUAUUCAUAGUACCAACUAAAAGAUUAUUUGAGUACCAAUUAAAAUUGCAAAGAGAUUUUUCAAAGAAUAGCAUUAAAGGUAAAAUUGCAUAUGAAGAUGGGAUUGCGACUGUUUCAACAGUAGAUGCUGACGAUGGAUCAUUUACAAAACAUGACUUGAUCUCAACGGAUUCUAUCACUGCGGACCUUAUCACUGAAUAUAAUUCUGAUGAUGAAGAUUUUAGUGAUAGUGAUGUAAGAAGUACAAAAUCCGCAAUUUCCAACACUAAGGAAAAAUUACAUAGCUUUGCUGUUGCUCAUAGAUCUACAAUGGUUAAACAUUUAAAUGAGGUCGAAAAUUGUGAAAGAUUAGAUAAUGGAGAUAAAUUAUUAAAAAGGAUGGAUGUUAUUAUCAAAACUUCACUAGAGUUUGUGACAGAUUUAGACAACAUAUCAAUUACCGAUGUAGAUGACCAAAGCUCUGAAUUUGUUGAAUUAAAAAAAGUCUUAACUGGGGGUGUUGUCAUGCCUGCCCCUUCAUCUAAAAAGUCUAUGGUUGACGUUGUCUCUAAUAAAAAAUCUUCAAAAGUAAAAUCUCGUAGGCAAAAUUCAUCUCAAAUUAAAUUUGCAUCAAACGUCAAGUCAACCGAUGGUAUAGAUGCCUUAGGUAAUACUUCAAGACCGAGUAGAAGCCGGUCCAGAUCUCCUCAAAGAAACUCCAGUUUGCCAGAGAGAAGAUCUCUAGAUUUGGCGCCAGUCAGCUCUUAUAACCCUAAUACCUCACGUUCAAUUACAGAUAUGCAUAAAAAGAAUCAAAAGGUUACUUCUGGAUCUUUAAGAAAAGUCAAGAGUACAAGUAAUAUGGAUAAAGUUAAAACAGAAUAUUCCAAUGGAUCAAAAAGUACCUCAAAGAAAUCAAAGAAAAAAAGCAGUUUCUUUUCAUUCCUGUUUCCAAAGUGA